AUGUGCUAACAAGUAAAACCUAAUCACAGAGGAAAGUUUAACAUCAUGGAGAAUAAGGCAGUUGAUGAAAAUUCAGGAAAUGUUUCCAAACAUGUUCAUCAAUUCAACUUUGUCAAGCUAUGGCCAACAGUUCCAGAUUCAGUCUCUCAAAUCCAAAGGGAAGAGAAAGUGAUUAAGACAAUGAAUCAGGACAUUUGGGAAAUCACUGACAAGAUCGCAAAGAGAACGUUAGAAAAAGAGUAUCUUGAUUUCAAUAUGGCUCUUGAUGAGUUGAAUUUCAGAAAUGUUAAAGUAGAAAAUGGUGGAUGGUUUGGAGAAAAGCUUGAUAAAAAUUCUUUGAAUUAUUUGAGGCUACAUGGAAGCAAAAGUUUGGUUGAAGAGAGAAAAAUUAUGAGGGACAUAAAGAUUCAACAGAAAGAUGUUUCUCCAUUCAAAUCACUAGAAGUGCUUAAGGAAACGUUAUUGUGUAACGGAGGGAGUUUAUUCUUUAAUCGGAGAGUUAAAAACUUGGAGCAGAUGAUUAGAGAGAAUUAUUACUUGAGUGAUCGACAGAAACUCGUAAUAGAAAUCGAACAAUUCCAAAUCCAACAUAAGGAGCGAGCUUCCAAGUAUGAUUAUUUGAAGAAAACUAUUAAAGAACAAAUCAAGCUUCUAUGUGAUGAUGAUUCUUUGAAAAACAGAAGAGAAUGGAUGGAAUUUGGGGCAAGAAAUAAACAUAAUGUGAAAGAACAAGUAGCUAUAAAUGGAGAAUUGUAUUCUUUGAAAGAAAAAUUGACAGAUAAGUAUAAGAAAAGGGAAGAAGCAUUUCAAAUGCUUUUGAAAUUGAACAGACGGUAUCUUAUAUGAAUAGAUUGUAUCAUGAGGAGCUAAGAUGGUAAAAUAGAAGUAGAAGCUUAGGGCCUGUCCUCUUUGUCUGCAAUCGUUAGAGAGCCGACAACUACGUAGUGAUGGGAGAAUAAGAUCUGAUAAAUCAUGCAGAAGUAUGCUUUUGUAAUUAUGUGAGAAAAAUGUUAGAAGAUUGAUAAGAAUAAAUGCUAUUCUGUUGAAAA
This is a messenger RNA of Lathyrus oleraceus (garden pea), 1049 nucleotides long. RefSeq lists its product as uncharacterized. The record is from RefSeq and is a predicted model, not a curated record. The transcript has 6 exons. The coding region runs from base 46 to 846 and encodes 266 amino acids. NCBI's taxonomy places the organism in Eukaryota, Viridiplantae, Streptophyta, Magnoliopsida, Fabales, Fabaceae.